UCACAAGUUGUCACAUUCCUGAAUAAUAUCUACACUACAGAUACAUAAUUGAAACUCGAAAAAAAAACUGGAAAAUGUCGGAGGGAAGAAAGUCUGAAAGCGGGUACAUUAACCUGUACGUCCUGGGCCAGGACCAAGCGGUUCUGCAAUUCAAGAUUAGGAAACACACACGUCUGGGUAAACUAAUGAAAGCCUUUUGUGACCGCGCAGGCCUUUCGAUGCAGGUGGUCCGAUUUCGUUUCGAUGGACAGCCGAUGAACGCGACUGACACGCCCACCUCCCUAGAAAUGGAGGAUGGCGACACAAUCGAGGUGUACCAACAACAAUCUGGCGGUCAAGUUGUUGAUUAACUUGAGACGUUCAAUUUAUUUUAUGAUAUAUUUUGCAAACUCGAACCAUUUUUCUUGAUAUUGUAAAGUUUAACUGCAUUUGCAGAAACAAUAAAAAGUAGGUUAGGAUCGUGAACAUUAACCAUCAUCCUAAGGAAACAGGAGAGAAACAAGUUUUCUGUUUAAUGUUUAAACUAACUUGCAAAGCGUAUUUAAGUCUAAGCAAACUACUUUUGAAGCGAAAUUGUUUUCAAGUUUCAUUUGUUUGCCAUUAAGUCAGCGGAAAGAACCCGAGUAACCCGUCUACAGGGCUACAUGCUCCUAUCUAUGCUAAUGUGCCAGAAGAGCCUGGGCCCCAAAUCGCUUUUAAAGGACGCGCUCAUUGCACUCCCGAGACUGUGCUCCGUGUAACCCAUGCCCUCUGCUCUAUGAUAUGAUAAUUAUAUGGUGCCCGCAAAA
Messenger RNA from Drosophila montana, 788 nucleotides. RefSeq names its product small ubiquitin-related modifier 3-like. Gene Ontology annotation, cellular component: nucleus. Gene Ontology annotation, biological process: protein sumoylation. The transcript has a single exon. The coding region runs from base 75 to 350 and encodes 91 amino acids. Gene Ontology annotation, molecular function: protein tag activity; ubiquitin-like protein ligase binding. NCBI's taxonomy places the organism in Eukaryota, Metazoa, Arthropoda, Insecta, Diptera, Drosophilidae. The record is from RefSeq and is a predicted model, not a curated record.